CGGCUGUCAAAUCUCGCUCUUUUGCCGUGUUUUGUUGCUAGUGGCCACACGUGUGCUCCGUUAAAACCCCCGAAAAAUCAUGGAUAAGUCCGUCGUUUUGGCUCGCGUCGUCAAGGUCCUUGGCCGCACCGGUUCCCAGGGUCAGUGUACCCAGGUGAAGGUGGAAUUCAUCAGCGAGCAGAACCGUCAGAUCAUCCGCAACGUCAAGGGCCCAGUUCGCGAAGGCGACAUCCUGACCCUGCUGGAAUCCGAACGCGAAGCCAGAAGAUUGCGAUAAAUGCGCCGAUGGGAGAGCGGUUCCGUUUAGGAUUAAGACGGGAGAGUGGCUGAUUUUGAUGUCCGGUCCGAUUUGGUUCCGGAUUGUAAUGGUUAGAUUGGCGUGACAACAAAUCCGCAAAUUAUUGUACAAGGGAUGAAUAAAGGAAAGGAUGUAAAAUCAGCUUAAA
Messenger RNA from Aedes aegypti (yellow fever mosquito), 446 nucleotides. RefSeq names its product 40S ribosomal protein S28. The record is from RefSeq and is a predicted model, not a curated record. The transcript is spliced from 2 exons. Gene Ontology annotation, molecular function: structural constituent of ribosome. Bases 80 to 277 code for a protein of 65 amino acids. NCBI's taxonomy places the organism in Eukaryota, Metazoa, Arthropoda, Insecta, Diptera, Culicidae. Gene Ontology annotation, cellular component: cytosolic small ribosomal subunit; ribosome. Gene Ontology annotation, biological process: ribosomal small subunit assembly; maturation of SSU-rRNA; translation.